GCUGUUCAGGGCGGCGGGUGCUGAGCGCCGCCGCGCCGCCCUCGCGGGUGCCGGCGGGGGGAGCCGCUCCCGCCGCCCCUCCCGCCUGUGCGCCGCCGCCGCCGCCGCCGCCUGGGGCCAUGGCGGCGCUGGUGCUGGUGCUGCUGGCGGCGCUGGGCGGGCGGGCCGUGCUGCCGGGCGGGCGGUGCGCGGCGCCGCUGGCCGACCUGCGCUCACAGAUCUCGGGCGUGGAGUCGCUGCUGGAGGAGUUUCGCCGGCAGCUGCAGCAGGAGGAGCCGGGGACGCCGGCGGUGGCGGGCGGCGGCGGCGGCGGGGGGGAGCGGUGCGGCGGCAGCAGCAGCUUCUCCGCCAGGCCCGACUCCAUCAUCCGCACCAAGGACUCCAUCGCGGCCGGCGCCACCUUCCUGCGGGCCCCCGCCGGCGUGGCGGGCUGGCGGCAGUGCCUGGACGCCUGCUGCGCCGAUCCGCGCUGCACGCUGGCCGUGGUGCAGGGGCCCGGCCGGCCGCGGGCGGCGGCGGCGGCGGCGGCGGCCGGGGGGGAGCUGGGCUGCUACCUGUUCAACUGCACCCACCGCGGCCGUCCUGUCUGCCGCUUCGCCCCGCACCGCGGCUACAGCACCUACAGCCGCCGGCCCGCCGGACUGGCCCCGCCGCCGGAAGAAUACGACGAGCCUCCGCGGUGCAAGGCGGGACAAGAUAUUGUGCUGCAGUCACCUGUCGACUGGGUGCUUUUGGAUGGCCGAGAAAGCUCAGAUGACCAUGGAAUUGUGCAGUAUGAGUGGACGCUGCUGCAGGGUGACUCAUCGGUUGAAAUGAAGGUCCCACAGCCAGGAACACUGAAACUGUCUCACGUCCAGGAAGGCGGGUAUAUUUUCCAGCUAACCGUGACAGACACCGCAGGUCAGCGGAGCUCUGACAACGUCUCUGUGACCGUUCUGCCCAUGGUUCAUUCUGCAGUAGCCUGUGUCGGGGUUUGCUCUCGCUACCAGUUUAUCUGUGACGAUGGCUGCUGCAUUGACAUCACGUUUGCUUGCGAUGGCGUGAGACAGUGCCCUGAUGGAUCGGAUGAAACCUUCUGCCAGAACCUCAGCCCAGGCCGGAAGACGGUGACUCACGCGGCCCUUGGCGCUACCCAGCAAAGGACUGUGGGACUGACAGAAAACACGGAUGAAAACUUCUCUGCAGAAAACACCCUGAAAGCCACUGCCAGAAAUCAGCCGCUUCUCUCAGUGGAUGCAGACAUGUCUAACCAAUCGCUUUCUCAGGGACCAAAGAAACAAAUCAGUGGAUUUGUGCCAGACAACAGUUCCUCAGGGAAAAGAACGGAUGAUAAAAAUGGGAAUGGCAUAAUUGCGCCAAAGAGAGAUCAGCUUGGAGGUGGUCGUCCAGUCCCAGAAACAGGUGCUGUGUUACCCUUAGCCUUAGGCUUGGCCAUCACUGCUUUGCUGCUGCUUAUGGUUGCUUGCAGACUGCGUUUAGUGAGACAGAAGCUUAAAAAAGCUCGACCCAUUACAUCUGAAGAGUCCGAUUACCUCAUCAAUGGGAUGUAUCUCUAAAAAUUGGAUUUAGGUCAGUUGUUUUCUCCCCUUCGUCCUGUGUCCAUGAACCUCUGCCUCUAUAAAAGGGCCAAAACCUGUAGUUAAGUUUCAAGCGUAGAAGAAGCCUGUGAGAUGAGGAACAUGCGUUCUUCCCCUUUGCUGACAAAAUAAAAAAGUGGGUAGAUGCCCGUGCUCAGAAAAUAAGAAGCGUCCGGGCUCCAGAGAGUAGCUCCACUUGGCUCUUGCGCAGAAGACACUGCGAGGUGGGGACAGCCCAAACUGGAUGUGGGGUGCCCUUGCCCUCCCCGCGGCAGUCGGGGUCCCGGCCACGGCAGAGCUCGCCCCGGGGCCACCGCAGCGGCCGAGGCGCGGAGGGCAGCCUGUGCCACCCAGCUCUUCUCAGCGCUGCCACUGCUCUGGGGACCGGGAUGCUCCAGACUUCACUUACUUCACUGUCCAGCGGAGAGCGAUUGUGUACCUUCCACCUGAUGCCCUGGGAGUAUUUUCAUGAAAGAAUUCGUCUUGCUUUGUUUUUUAAUUAAAAGCAAUCGCUAUCUAAGCACCAGCUUUUGUAAUGAAAUUCAGGAUUUUAGGAACAAAGCAUCUUGUUUCCAUUUGUAGUUUAAACCUCUGUGCAGCUACAGCAGAGAGUCACGCUUAACCAAAUGCUGAAACGAAGGAAAACAAAAAAAGCUGAAAUGAAAAAAGAUACAAGUCCUCUGCGGAGGAGCUGGGACUUACCAGUGCUCGACAGCAGCCCUGUGCCAUCCCAGAGCUUGGGGAUCCUCUCCCUGGAGCUCGGGCCGCGUUCAGCCUCCUCCACCCCUCGUCUCCGCACCUUCCGCAGCGGGAGAGGGCAGCAUGCAGCGGCUUGUACCCGAGGCGCCGGAGCGCAGGAUUCCCACUGGUUAUCCCGUAGCUCCCUGCAAAGCCUGAAAGCUUCGGCAACCUGCCCCCCUUCCCCCCCCGCCCCCCGGCAAAAUUCUCAUAGAAUUAGAGCAAGUAAUUGAUAAUGUGUGAGUGAACUUCAGGUGUGUUAACAGUAAAAUGUGUACAGUACAUGUUAUAUAUACAUAUAUAUGCACACAGCGUGCUGUCUAUCUUGUCUGACUGUCCAAGGAUGUCGCGUUCAUCUCGGGUCCCAAUAAAAACCAGAGGCAGAUGAGGCAUGCAUCUUUUUGUAUGUCGUCUUUUGUACUUCAGUAAGUUCAAGUCAGCGAGAAUAUUGCCAUGGUAUACAAAUAGUUCUUCAAGUUGCUCAGUCUUGAUUACUUUAUGCAAAAUAGCUCUAAUAAACCUAUUUUAUUCUUAUA
Molecule: messenger RNA, 2851 nt
Organism: Chroicocephalus ridibundus (black-headed gull)
Lineage: Eukaryota; Metazoa; Chordata; Aves; Charadriiformes; Laridae
Gene: LRP11
Product: LDL receptor related protein 11
Exons: 7
Coding region: 120-1556 (478 amino acids)
Molecular function (GO): protein binding
Source: RefSeq, a predicted model, not a curated record